AUAACCUUAAAACGAGGAUGAUUGACACAAUUCAAUAUUAAGAUGUGGUCGGCUAUAGUGGUGUUGUCGCUGGUUGGGUGUGCGGUGGCUGGUCCUCCUGUCACGAGGUCCAGGAAGGACAUUGAAGGGUUCAGGGCUUACUUGGAGAGGAGCAGGACAGAUGAUGGACUUCGCCUAGAGUCCCGUAUGCUCGCCAACCCCAAAGCCUCCGCGUGGGAGAACAGCGGCAAGUUCCAGGGUGACAUCCUCCUCAAUGAUAAGCAGGCUGAACUCCUGGAGAAGCAGUAUGCUGGAGUAGCAGCCAGGAACGCGUACAUCUGGCCCGACACCAAGUGGCCCGGCAAUACUGUCGUCUAUGACAUCAACGAUGAGUUCACUCUCGCCCAAAUAAUCGCCAUUCACUCGGCGAUGUUAGAGAUUGAGGAGCAUACUUGCAUCAGAUUCCGUCGUAGAACAAUUUUCGACCGACAUUACGUCAGAGUGACUGGCAAACCUGACGGCUGCUACGCCUCCUUGGGCUACUGGAAGGACAUCCCCGUCCACAUCCUGAACUUGGGUAAAGCCGAACCCGGCGAGGGCUGCUUCAUCAACUCCAUCAUCAUCCACGAAUGGUUCCAUAUCCUCGGUUUCCUGCACAUGCAUUCUACCUACAAUAGGGACGACUACGUUCAUUUACUGUGGGAAAACAUGAAACCAGGUUAUGAAUUUGAAUUCGAAAGGUUUGAGUCCGACGUGGCAGACAAUUUGGACCUGCCCUAUGAGUACGCCAGCGUCAUGCACUACGACAGAUUCGCGUUCUCCAAGAAUGGAAGACCUACUAUGUUGCCUAUCCACACCGACUUCGGUCUCAUGGGUCAGUUGGAUUACGUAACCGGCUGGGACUGGCAUAGGGUCAACAGGCACUACAACUGCCCCCAUGCUUGGAGCGGUGAAGAGCACUCAGAUGAAAGCUAUGAGCAUGAAUACAAGGCUGAAGAGAACGCUGCACUCGAGGAUGGCCAAGAAGAUUUAGCUGAAGAUUUGCCACAAGAGAAAGUAGUCGUUCCUGAUACGCCCCAAGAUUUUGAAGCUGAAAAAGUAUCUGUAGUUGAAAACUAAAUCAAUCACUCUCAAGAAGAACAAUAUUAAAACCUUUAUUAAAAUAAAGUGAUGCAUAAUAAAUAA
This is a messenger RNA of Helicoverpa armigera (cotton bollworm), 1164 nucleotides long. RefSeq names its product seminal metalloprotease 1-like. The transcript has 6 exons. The coding region runs from base 43 to 1098 and encodes 351 amino acids. Gene Ontology annotation, biological process: proteolysis. The record is from RefSeq and is a predicted model, not a curated record. Gene Ontology annotation, molecular function: metalloendopeptidase activity; zinc ion binding. Lineage: Eukaryota; Metazoa; Arthropoda; Insecta; Lepidoptera; Noctuidae.